AUGUAUCCAGUACUUCCGCAGUACCUGCAUCCGGCUGAUCUAAGGACGCCAAGCUUGCCUCUAUGGUUUGCGCUCGGCGUCCACGAUCUUGAUGCUGUCGAGAGGACUGCAGUUGUCGCAGCCCUUCAACCGGUCAUGCCUAAACAGCCAGCAUGGGCUACCUCUCCGUUGGAAAACCCCAAGCGGAAAAGGAGUAGCGCCGAAGCCUCUAAAGCCAAGAAGGAUACAGAGACCGGCUCGGAAGAGGCGUUUCCUUCGCAAGGCGACCUUAUAGCGUGGUUCAAGGAAUUCACGUCCGAGCGAUCCAAUUCCGAAGCCACCGCCCAGUCAGCACCACCGGAGCUUCUAAAAAUGCGCGUCAAGAAAACCUUUGAACAUGACAAGGUGGAGAGCGAGGAGGAGAUGAGGAGACUCGAGGGAACGGGGUUUUCAGGGCCUAUAAAAAUGGACCCCCGUCAUGGGACUGUCGGGCCCAUCACUUUUCGUCAACCUAGGGAAGAGUUCGACACUCUGGUGUCUUCAGUCGACAUGGAGGAGAAGCCAGCAGUCGAGCAGAACAACGAAGACGGCGGUCCAGCAAUCAUUGUGCUCAAUUGUGUCUCCCGGUCCCUUCUAGAGUCCGACUUCCGUCACAUUGCCGGUCAUGGCCAGCAUGUGGACGGGUGGACUUAUGGCCUUGUCAAAGUUGUCCAAUCCCAAUCCCGAACCACACACGAACCACAAGGCUGUUAUUUCCUCUUCUUUGACAACGAGUCCAAUGCUCGAGCAUACAUGGAUGUUCUGGAACGCUUGCAUAACAAGUCACGUCAGGGUUUGCCGAAGGAAUGGCGACCGAAGACCACGGCCACGCCAACACCGGUUCAACCUGCUGGGAAGCCAGAAGGCUCAGAAGUUGUGGAAGAAAGCGCCGACGAGCUUCCGGACGUGGAUGAACAGCAGGAGGAUGGCCUCAGCAAACACGGUGAAUACGCCGCCGCCACUUCCAACCCAGACGACGACGGCCUGGACGCUGCUCGCUACACGUUACUGCCUCCUACAGCGCCCCUGCAUUACCAAAUCUUCACCAGAGACAACAUCCUCGAAUUUGAGAACAUACGGGAGGCAAGCAAGGGCCUGCGGCCUCAGCAGCUUCUCUCACAACCAAAAUCUAAGCGUAGCGGAACAGGCUCCUUCGUAGCACCGCCUCCCAAGGACCUCAUGAACUAUGCCGAGGACCCACAGAUAGAGCACAGCAGAAACAGCGUCCUAGUGUACCUCGUCGGCACCAAAAUGACCAUCCGAGGCUUGCGCACCGCCAUCGAAAUCGACGCCGAGGCGCGCAACUACCCGUGGCAAUUACUCCAGGACGAUGAUGUAGCGGUUGCAACGACGACCAAGACAGAGCAGGAGAAGGGUGAAAAGGAUGCGGCAAUCAAGCCCAUCCUGUCCACGCUCUCCACCAUCAAGUUCAGCAAGUUCAAUGAGCACAGGAUCGAGCACGAGCUGGAUGAGUUCUCGGGCGGGCAGAUGGAGGAAGGGGAGAUGCACGGGUUUUCACGGUUCGUGGUCUCGUUUGCGGACGUGAGCGAGGCUAGGAGGUUUAUCAGGACGUGGCAUAAGAGGGAGAUGGUGGAUCCGAGGACGGAGAGGAUGGUGCUUGUUAAUGUCACUUCUCUUUGGUAG
Messenger RNA from Neurospora tetraspora, 1662 nucleotides. RefSeq lists its product as uncharacterized. The record is from RefSeq and is a predicted model, not a curated record. The transcript has 4 exons. NCBI's taxonomy places the organism in Eukaryota, Fungi, Ascomycota, Sordariomycetes, Sordariales, Sordariaceae. Bases 1 to 1662 code for a protein of 553 amino acids.